AUGUUGAAUAUGCCUAGCACAGUGGCCGAAGAUGCUGCCAAAGCAGUGGAGUUGAAGAAUGAAGGUAACGUACAGAUUAAAAAACUAAACUAUCCGAAGGCAAUUGAGUUUUACACAAUGGCUAUUGAACUCGAUGGCACACAGUCUAUUUACUUCUCUAAUAGGGCUUUGGCACAUUUAAAGCUCGACAACUUUCAAAGCUCAUUGCAUGAUUGUGAGACAGCAUUGAAAUUGAACCCAAAAAAUAUAAAAGCGUAUCACAGACGUGGUCUUUCUUAUGUCGGAUUGCUCGAAUUCAAGAAAGCUCGCAAUGAUCUUCAAGUCGUCUUGAAAGGUAAGCCAGGUGAUACAACAGCAACAAGGGCCCUGGAAGUCUGCGAAAAAUUUAUAAGAGAGGAGAGGUUUAGAAAAGCGAUCGGAGAUGAUGGAGAGUCCAAUAAAGCCAGGUUUUGUGAAACCGUGAGAUUAGAUACUUUUGAUUCAAAUGCUGAUUUGCUUAAAUAUGAGGGUCCCAAGUUGACUCUCUUUCAAUUAUCAGACGAAAAAGGUGAUUGUGCAGGCGCUGAAAUCAGUGAUAUGAAUCCUGAAUUCAUCUCUAAAUUAGUUGAAAUGUUUACACAAGGCAAGAAUCUUCCGAAGAAGUAUGCUGCUGCAAUUGUCUCCCAUGCCAACAGACUUUUCCGCAAAGAGCCCACAGUUGUCGAACUGUGUAACAGGGAGACUCCUGAUGCGAAGAUCACUGUUUGUGGUGAUACACACGGCCAACUUUACGAUGUUUUGAAUCUUUUCCGGAAAUUUGGCAAAGUGGGUCCAAAACACACUUAUUUGUUCAAUGGUGAUUUUGUGGACCGCGGUUCUUGGUCCUGUGAGGUUGCCUUAUUAUUCUAUUGCUUGAAAAUCGUCUAUCCGCAUAAUUUUUAUUUGAAUAGAGGGAACCAUGAAACCAACAAUAUGAACAAAAUAUACGGAUUUGAAGACGAGUGUAAUUAUAAGUACUCCUCCCGUAUAUUUGACAUGUUUGCGGAAAGUUUUGAGAGUUUACCUUUGGCUACCAUCAUAAAUGAUGAUUAUUUGGUCAUGCAUGGUGGACUGCCAAGUGAUACAUCUUGCAGCCUGGAAGAUUUCAAGAAAAUAGAUAGAUUUUCUCAACCCCCAAGAGAAGGUGCCUUCAUGGAGCUGCUUUGGUCCGAUCCACAGGAAGCUGACGGAUUUGGCCCAUCUCAACGUGGGUUGGGCUUCGCGUUUGGUGCUGACAUUACAAAACAAUUUUUAGAGAAAAACAAACUGAAAAAGAUUUUCAGGUCUCAUGAGGUAAGGAUGAGCGGUGUACAGUUCGAGCAUGAUGGUAAGUUAGCAACGGUUUUCAGUGCGCCAAAUUACUGCGAUACACAAGGUAAUCUUGGGGGUGUAAUCCAUGUCGUACCUGGUGAAGGCAAGCUAUUACAAAAUGGAAACGAUGAUGAAAAUUUAAUUGUUGAAACUUUUGAGGCAGUUCCACACCCUGAAAUUAAACCAAUGGCAUACUCAAAUGGAGGACUAGGCUUCUAG
This is a messenger RNA of Zygotorulaspora mrakii, 1548 nucleotides long. It is a transcript of the gene PPT1, whose product is annotated as protein serine/threonine phosphatase. The transcript has a single exon. Gene Ontology annotation, cellular component: nucleus; cytosol. NCBI's taxonomy places the organism in Eukaryota, Fungi, Ascomycota, Saccharomycetes, Saccharomycetales, Saccharomycetaceae. Gene Ontology annotation, molecular function: protein binding; protein serine/threonine phosphatase activity. The record is from RefSeq and is a predicted model, not a curated record. The coding region runs from base 1 to 1548 and encodes 515 amino acids.